UUUCCUCUUCUUGGCGGGUUCUUUGUUAUUGCCUCUUUUUGACAGCAAAAGCGUGCUCUUGUGUAGACACAUUCGUGUUGGCUGCCUUUUUGUUUCGUGGUUUUGAUUAAUUUACCAUUGGCUGCGAACGGAAGCCGCAUCGGUUUGGUUUCUUUUCGACGUAUUAAUUUAUUAAAAUGUUAAUUAAUUUGUCAGGCGUCGACAGGCGUCGAAUUCGCUUGAUAAAUUGUCUAAAAUAAUAGCGAGUUCGAGUGUGAAAAUCCAUCUCACUCUUUACUUUUCCAAAUCAACAUGGCUCUGAAAUUUACGUGAUUUAAUAGCAAUUAACUUUCAAUGUAAGUCUUCGGAAUAUGUCUGACAAGGCCAAAAAAGAGGAGACCGAACAGUUGGAUGAUGAUUCCAGUGACGACGAUUCCACUCAGAUCGAAACCAGAGAUCAGCUUUCCUGGUCCAAUCCCACCAUCACUGCAUCACCCUCGAUUCUGCGACCCAUCAACACUCCUCGUCCUGAUAUUUCAAAUGCCCCCUCGGUUGUCAUUUCCUUGCCCAGUAGCGAUACCUUCGUCGUGACCGAGGAAACUCCGGAGCAGCGACUCCGGCGCAGGAUGAGGUUCCUCGAGUUGCGGCGGGAGCACUACAACCACAUCAUUCACAGCGAGCAGUGUGACAUGUCGGAUACGGAUGGUGAAGAUCACACGGAGGAUCACGUGGAGAAACACCCAAAGUGUCAUGAGAACUGCAAGCCCAAGUAGGGACGAGCGGAUCGAGUGUGUUAAAUUUUAUAAUUGUUAAAUGAAAUUAAUUACUACCUUCAUAUUAAAAUCGCCUGAAGCACUUUUGCUUUAUAAACCUUA
Messenger RNA from Drosophila yakuba, 854 nucleotides. RefSeq lists its product as uncharacterized. The record is from RefSeq and is a predicted model, not a curated record. NCBI's taxonomy places the organism in Eukaryota, Metazoa, Arthropoda, Insecta, Diptera, Drosophilidae. The coding region runs from base 351 to 752 and encodes 133 amino acids. The transcript has a single exon.